Molecule: messenger RNA, 7699 nt
Organism: Anthonomus grandis grandis
Lineage: Eukaryota; Metazoa; Arthropoda; Insecta; Coleoptera; Curculionidae
Gene: Not1
Product: CCR4-NOT transcription complex subunit 1
Exons: 24
Coding region: 267-7493 (2408 amino acids)
Biological process (GO): nuclear-transcribed mRNA catabolic process, deadenylation-dependent decay
Cellular component (GO): CCR4-NOT core complex; P-body
Molecular function (GO): molecular adaptor activity
Source: RefSeq, a predicted model, not a curated record
AAAUGCGUGGCUCACAUUAAUGGCCGCCAGUGUCCCUCUCGGUGCUUUGUGUGUAAUUUUACUAAUUUUCUUCCCGAAAUGCGUUUAAUCAAUUAAAAACCGCGUCCGUGUAAAGUUUCGAUGAUGGUCUUGGACCAUACGGUGUGUAGUGACGCUCGACCACAGGCAAAGACUGUAUCCAGACGCGAAAGACGUUUCUCCAGAAAGCAGCAGCAGCAGAAAGCUUCAAAGAGAUUUGAAGCUUUCGAGGCCGCGUUCAUGGAACUAUGAACCUUGAUUCGUUGUCCCUAGCAUUGUCACAAAUCGGUUAUUUAAUCGUAACUUUAACCAAAAAGAACUACAAGCAAGUGGUGGAAGAACUAGUUAAGAUAGUCAACCUACACGGCUUGGAGGCAGACCGUCAUUUGUUCCAAUGCCUGUACACCUCGGUGAACUUCACUGAGAGCAACAGCAAAGCAGCGCAGGCCCUCCAGGAGCAAUUCGCCCGGUUGCUCAACACCCCCGCCCUUCUCACCAUCAUCUGCUACAUCACCAACCAUCCUUUGGUAAACGAGAAAAACCUCAAAUUAGGCCCCCAGUUCUUCUCCCAAUUCAGCAAGUGUCUCAGGCUAACCCCGGUCAAAGAAGUGAUUAUCGCUUUGGUCUUAAGACACUCGUCGAUACCGGAGGUCGCCAGUGUCGCCCACAAUCACUUGAGAACAGUCGUACCGCAGCUGGUGCGUUCUUAUAUCGAAACAGGGGGCGCCAGUCAUCAGUACGAGGGCGGGUUGCACGAGACCAGCCCGGAAUUGUUACAUUUGAUCGUUUCGUCGAUAUUGGAAGUGCCCAAGGAGGUCGGCCUGACCAACGACGUCCACACGACAUUUCUCAACACUUUACAGAAGGACUUUCCCAUUGAGCGAGUUCCAGUGGUGCUCGCCCCCUUGGUUUAUCCAGAACAGUGCGAGUUGUUUUCUGAAAUGACUUCCGAGGGACCAGGUUUAUCUUCGGGUAUGUUGGAUACCCCACUGGCUGAUUUAGUUAAGGAGUUGGGUUAUGGGUUCACUGCCUCGCUGGAGGAGUGCAGAAAUUCCAUAGUAAAGUUAGGCGGAAGGGACAUUGCCCCUUCAACAGUCGCCAGAGUGUUGGCAGUGAUGUGUCGCACUCAUACUGGCUUGGAUGAUUCUAUUGGCAGCUUCAAAUCGCCGGAGGUCCGCACCUCCUGGAACAUCGAGGUAUUCGUUCAAUCGCUAAAAGAAGUCUCGCCAUCCCUGCAAUGGAACAACGUGGUGGCCGAACUGGACCACCCGGAAUUCAUCAUCAAGGACCGCCAGGGGCUGAUCAUCCUGAUCACCGCCCUCAGGCAAGGACUACAGUCCCUAGGCUUCCAUCCAGAUACGUUCCCGGUGGACCAGUUCUACAAGCGUUGGGGCAACGUCGAGGGCCAAUUCAGUCUCCUACAGCAAAUCCUGAAGAACCCGGACGUGUUUUGCUUCGGUGACUACCCCUGUGUCUUGGUGGCGGUGGACGUGCUGAAAACACCCCCGGAACACGACAGCAAGGAACUGUCCAACUGGCGCAGCUUGAACCUGAUCGAGUUGCUCCUGACCAUGUCCGAGUUCGGGCUGUACGGCUCGAUUCAGGAAUUGUUUAAGGUGCCGGUGCACAGUUACCCGGACGUGUUGGUGCUCGCGCUCCUGCAGAUCUCCGGGCCGGUUACGUUACUCAGACAGGAACUGUUGACCAAUUUGAUCCCAAUUUUCUUGGGGAAUCACCCGAACUCGGGGAUCUUGUUGCAUCACGCGUGGCACACGCAGAACAUCAACGUGAAGCCGGUGAUCAUGCACGCGAUGUCCGAGUGGUACACGAGGGGGGAUUGUGAUCAGACUAGGUUAUCGCGGAUCCUGGACGUAGCCCAAGAUUUGAAAGCCCUCUCGAUGCUCCUGAACGCACAAUCGGCCCAAUCUUACCCGUUCAUCAUAGAUCUGGCCUGCUUGGCCUCCCGCAGGGAAUACCUCAAACUGGAAAAGUGGCUUUCCGAUAAAAUCGGCGAACACGGCGAGGGGUUCAUCUCUGCCAUUGUUAAGUUCCUGCAUAGGAGGUGCCCGCCCAUGGGAAAGGAGGAUCCUUUAACCAAACCGGUACCGCUCCCAAUCGAAACCCUGACCACCCUGAUCGUCUGUCUGCAACGGUGCGUCACGAACGUCAGUCCGGAGUGUCACGACGCGAUCCUCAGUGUCAUCAACAAUUGUUCCAUGGUGUUAAAGACGCGACAACAACAGCAGCAGCAGCAGCAGCAACAACAACAACAGAACAGCGGAAACGCGCUGAUGAGGAACCGUCCGGGUCUGGACGCCGGUUUGAAUCCGUCGCUGUUCGCGGGACAGUUGUAUGGACACGCCGGAGUCGACCAGUUGGCCAAUUUGGGCACCAAUUUGUCCAAUAUGACUUUGGCCGGUCCGAACAACACGUUUAACUUGCAAGGAGGGUUGGGCCCUCUGGUUCCCACCCCCGGCUCCCCAUCGAGAUUAAUGAGCGGGGCUUCAAACAGCCCCUUCCCGAUCAUCCCUAUGCAGCACCAGGGCGCGGUCGGUACCAGUACCUCGUUGGUUCUGGGGGUGAAUCAGAUGGGAAACUUAUCCCGGAUCGGCCAACCGAGCGGCAUGGAAAAGGCCCGAGUGUUGGACUACACGGUGAUGCUCGAAGCCCAAACUCACAUUUCCAAAGAGAUCGAAGACGAGGCGAACAACUACUUCCAACGGAUCUACAACCAUCCCCCGAACCCGACCCUGUCCAUCGACGAGGUCCUCAACAUGCUAAAACGCUUCCAGGACUCUUCCAGCAAACGGGAGAAGGAGGUGUUCAAUUGCAUGCUACGCAGUCUGUUCGAGGAAUACAAGUUCUUCCCUCAGUACCCGGACAAGGAGCUGCACAUCACCGCGCAACUUUUCGGCGGCAUCAUCGAGCGGGGCAUUUACGCGAAUUACGUCACGCUGGGGAUGGCGCUCAGGUGCGUCCUGGACGCCCUGAAGAAGCCCGAGGGAUCGAAAAUGUAUUAUUUCGGUAUCGCCGCUUUGGACCGGUUCAAGAGCAGGCUGAAGGAGUACCACAAGUACUGUGAGCACGUCAGGGGAAUUCCACAUUUUACCGACUUCCCGCAACACCUACAAGAAUACGUCGAAUACGGUCUGCAGUCGAUGGAACCGCCCACAAAACCGGAGGGCCCCGUACUCCCCGCCAGUCUGGCGGCCAUGUUGGCCCCUCAGAACGCGAACGUGGCCGCGCAGGCCUACAAAGGGGCCUCGACCGUCGGCAGCAACGUGUCGAGCAAAACGAACCCGACGCCCGCGAGCACUUUGGGCAGUCGCCCCUCGAUCGCGAACGCGACCAACAUCGACACCCUGCUGGUGGCCACCGAGAAGGAGGAGAAAACGAUCGCGCCCCCCGAAGCCCUACAGGACAAGAUCGCGUUCAUUUUCAACAAUUUGAGUCAGCUGAACCUGAAGACGAAGUGCGAAGAGUUGAGGGAUCUGAUCGCGGAGGACUUUUACCCGUGGCUGUCGCAGUAUCUGGUGAUGAAACGGGCCUCGAUCGAGGUGAAUUUCCACAAUUUGUACUCGAAUUGUUUGGACACGUUGAGUAUGCCCGAGUUAUGCAAGUUGGUCGUUAAGGAGACGUUUAGAAACAUCAGAGUCCUGUUGAGGUCUGACAAAGGAAUAGCCAACUUCUCAGAUCGGUCUUUGCUGAAGAACCUUGGCCAUUGGUUAGGAAUGCUCACGCUGAGCCGCAACAAGCCGAUCCUACAGGUCGAAUUGGACAUGAAAUCGUUGCUCGUCGAGGCCUACCACAAGGGCCAGCUCGAGCUUCAUUACGUCGUCCCAUUCGUGGCCAAGGUGUUGGAGUCUUGCGCGAAAAGUAAAGUGUUCAAGCCGCCAAACCCCUGGACCAUGGCCCUGAUGAACGUGCUCGCCGAGUUACAUUCCGAGCCGGAUCUCAAGUUGACCCUGAAGUUCGAAAUCGAGGUUUUGUGCAAGAACCUCGAUAUCGACGUCGCCCAAUUGAAACCGGCCAUUUACCUGAAAGACCCGGAGAGGAUCCGGAAGAUCGAGUUUCAACUGUCGCAGCCGUUGAAGAAGGAGGUGGCGGCGUCCAGCGGCCAGCAGAGUAACGCGAACAUGCCCGAACCGGAGCUGGCCAACAUGAUCGUUGUGGGACAGGGCGGCGGUUCACCUGUAAUGCAGAACGUGGACCCGUCGGCGAACGCGUCGCAAACGGUCACCCCCGCGCCCCGUUUCAGCUACCACGAGAUCAACGGGCUGCAGUCGCUCCAGGUGCACACGGUGGUGCCGCAGGGCGCGGUCCUCUUCCAGACGCAGCCCCAACUGAAGGCGACCGUCAAGACGGCGAUCGAGCGCGCGAUCCAAGAGUGGCUCGCGCCCAUCCUGGACCGCUCGAUUAAAAUCGCCGUUCAAACGUGCGAUCAGAUCAUCCGCAAAGAUUUCGCUUUGGAGCCGGACGACGAACGCAUGCGGUUGGCUUCGCAUUAUAUGGUACGAAACCUGACCUCCGGCAUGGCGAUGAUCACCUGCCGCGAUCAGCUGCUGGCCGCGAUCGCCACCCACGUGAAACAAAUACUGACUAGCAACUUGAUCACGCCGAGCGUGCAACAGAAAGAGUUGAUCGAGCAAGCGGCCAACCUCGUCGCUCAGGAAAAUGUCGAGUUGGCGUGUGCGAUCGUGCAAAAAAUGGCCAUCGAGAAGGCGAUUCCCGAGAUCGACAAACGGUUAAACGGCGAAUACGAGCUGAGACGGAUGGCCCGUAAGGACGGCAGGCUGGAUUUCGAUGCGUACAGGGGCUACUGCGACGCCCUCUCGACCAACUACCACCUGGAGCGCAUGCCCGAGCCGAUCCGCCUCAAAAUGGGCGGCCUCACGCCCGCCCAAAUGGCCGUCUACGAGGAAUUCGCGCGCAACAUCCCGGGGUUUGUGCGCAACGACCGCGACACCUCGGCCAUGAUGGCGCAGACCGCGUCGAUGAGCGGCGCGGCGGCCGCCGCUUUGGACCCAGUCGCGGCAGCCGCCCUUCCGCACGUGCAACCGCCCAUCGCGGCCGCCUCCGUUUCCGCCACCGCCGCCGCCGCCCCCUCCUUCCCGCCCAUCACGGCGCAGUCCGUCCUCGCAAACGACGAGAUCUCGUUAGUGUUCGACAAGUGUAUCGGGGAGGUGGAGCAGUUCGCGCAGCUGACGAGCGCGCAGGCGCAGUACAGUCACAUGAACGCGGCGAUGCUGCGUAUCCGCGAGUGUUUCCUGCACCUGAUGCGCAACCGGGCCGAGGUUGCGCAGCAGGUCAGUCCGCCGCAGAUGUUGGUGCAGAAGUGCGUCGAGGCGCUGCAAGAUUGUCUGGUCGGGGGCACCGGGGACGGCGAUUCGGUGGUUUUGCGGUUCAAGGAGGUGAUUGUGAAGAUUUUGAAGACCGUGCAGGCAAUUAUCAACCAGCAAUGGGUGAGCAAACUCGUAACCCGCUACCUGACCGAGUGCCGGGACGAGCAACGUUACAACCUGGAAGCGGUCGACACCCUGAUCAAGACCGGUUUGGUCAACAUGCCGCAGUACGACGUCAGUUUGGCCCAAUGUCUCGAAAACGGCCUGAACUACUUGGGGAUCAGUUUCGCGAUGCAACUGGUCGAUCUUUACUUGAUCAACGACCGAUCCGGACAAUUCGUCAACGAGAACGACCUGUGCAACACGGUCGACGUCCUGGCUAAGAUCCAGACGCACACCAGGCCGCCGCCGGAAGGUCUGAACAGCAUGAUCGACCUGCUCAGGCAGAACCAGGAGAAUUCGAUGUUUUUGGAUCGGAUGCCUGCCGGACCCACGGUUCAUAUUCAUACUGGCAUUUUGCAGGUGCGCUCAUUGACCUACGAAGACCCACCGGGCCUGGUCGAAAAAACCGACUACCUCCUACGCGAGUGGAUCUCCAUCCACAACUCACAACAGGGCCGAGACUCUACGAAAUCCUUCAGCAUGUUCGUGCACCAGCUGAACCUCCACGGCAUCUUCAAAACCGACGAUCUGAUCUCCCGCUUCUUCCGACUGAGCACCCAAUUGUGCGUCGAGAACGUUUAUCGUGCCCUCGCCGACAAAUCGAACCCGAACAGCGGAUUGUUGAGGUCGAAGUGUUACCACACCCUGGACGCGUUCGUGCGUUUGAUCGCACUUUUGGUGAAACAUUCGGGAGAUUCGAGUAACACGACGACGAAGGUGCAACUGUUGAACAAAGUGUUGGGCAUCGUGGCCGGUUGUCUGCUACAGGACCACGACAAUCGCGGCACCGAGUUCCAUCAGAUGCCGUACCAGAGGAUCUUCACGAUGUUGUUCUUGGAGUUGAAUGCUCCUGAGCCGGUCCUGGAGGCGAUCAAUUUCCAUGUGUUGAACGCGUACUGUCACACGUUUCACAUUUUGAGGCCGUCCAAGUUUGCCGCCGGGUUUUGUUACGCCUGGCUCGAGCUGAUCUCGCAUAGGGUGUUUAUCGGUCGCAUGUUAGCCACGACACCGCAACAAAAAUGUUGGCCGUUAUACGCGCAGUUGCUGGUCGACCUCUUCAAAUACCUCGCGCCCUUCUUACGUAACGCGGAACUCGCCAAACCGGUUACGAUGCUUUACAAGGGCACCCUCAGGGUCCUGCUGGUGCUCCUGCACGAUUUCCCCGAGUUCCUGUGCGAUUACUACUACGGAUUUUGCGACGUCAUACCGCCGAACUGCAUCCAGAUGCGAAACCUGAUCUUGUCUGCUUUUCCGCGCACGAUGCGACUACCGGACCCGUUCAUACCCAACUUGAAGGUGGAUAUGUUGCCAGAAAUCUCAUACGCCCCCAGAAUCUUGACGAACAUCUCGAUGAUGAUCACACCACAGACCUUUAAGCGGGCACUGGACUCUUAUUUGAAGGAACGCGCCCCUGUUACUUUCUUGUCCGAGCUAAGGAGCAACUUGCAGGUGUCCAAUGAGCCGGGGGUGCGCUACAACAUCCCCCUGAUGAACGCCCUCGUUUUGUACGUCGGCACUUUGGCCAUCGCCCAUAUUAGGAAUAAGGGCCACACCCCGAGCAUGUCGACGAUAGCGCACAGCGCCCACAUGGACAUCUUCCAGAACCUGACUGUGGACCUGGACACCGAGGGACGCUACCUGUUCUUCAACGCGAUGGCCAAUCAGCUUCGGUACCCCAACAGUCACACGCACUAUUUCUCCUGCACGUUCCUCUACCUCUUUGCGGAAGCGAAUACGGAAGUGAUUCAGGAGCAGAUCACGCGGGUUCUGCUCGAGAGACUGAUCGUGAACCGUCCGCACCCCUGGGGGCUGCUCAUCACCUUCAUCGAGCUGAUCAAGAACCCGACGUACAAGUUCUGGCAGCACCAGUUCGUCCAUUGCGCCCCCGAGAUCGAGAAGUUGUUCGAAUCCGUAGCGAGAUCGUGCUUCGUGAAAACGUCCCCACAGCAAGAGGGGGAGAUACAAGAGUGAAGUUUUAUGUUUCCGGACCCGUUCGAUUGUGUAAAAUUCGUAGUUUAAUUAUUAUAAUCAUUAUAAUUAAAGCGGUGACUGCGUUGUUUAUUGCAAACUGUACAAUUGAAUUUAGUUUAUUGGCGUAAGUUAGUUUGAUUAUUUGAACGAGUUUGUUUAUUAGUUUGUACAUGAUAAUUAUUUAAUAAAUAUUGGUUCAUUUGCUA